CUGCCCAAUCAUGGCCUUCUUCUCCGCUCCUUUUGUUGACAAUAGAACAUCCACCCACCUCCCACGCACGCCCCGGCUAUCUUUCCCCUUUUCUUUUAUAAGCAACAAAGUGCCAUACCACUGAAAACAAAGUGCCCCCCGCACCCCCUGCUCCCGCAACUCAGAGCUCUCUUCCUCGUCCUCAUGCCUCUCUUCCUCCUCCUCCUCCUCCUCCUCUCAACCCCCUUCAGUCUCUCCCUCAACCAAGAAACGACCAGCCUCCUCACAUUCAAAUCCUACAUUACUCAAGACCCAUCAAGCUUACUCUCCAACUGGAACUCCUCUGACCCCAACCCCUGCUCUUGGACAGGCAUCACUUGCAACAAGAACUCCACUGUCAUCUACAUUACCCUCCCCAAAUCAAACCUCUACGGUUCUCUCCCUCCUUCUCUCUUCUCUGACCUCCCCUCUCUCCGCCAUAUCAAUUUGAGGAACAACAGGCUUCAUGGGUCUCUCCCUUCAACCCUCUCUUCCUCAAUUAGCCUCCAAAGUUUGGUUCUUUAUGGAAAUUCGUUAUCUGGUUCUCUCCCAUUCGACAUUGGGAACCUCACAUACCUUCAAAUUUUGGAUAUUUCACAGAAUUACUUUAAUGGGUCUUUGCCCAAUUCAAUAAUCCAGUGCAGGAGGCUGAGGACUCUGGAUUUGAGCAAAAACAACUUUACUGGUUCUCUGCCCGUUGGGUUUGGAACCGGCCUGGUUCAGUUGGAAAAGCUUGAUCUUUCUUACAAUGGGUUUACCGGAUUGAUCCCGGGCGAUAUUGGUAAUCUCACUAAUCUCCAAGGGACUGCUGAUUUCUCUCAUAAUGCGUUUUCGGGUUUGAUUCCUGUGAGUCUUGGGGUUUUACCGGAAAAGGUUUAUAUUGAUCUUAGUCAUAAUAAUCUCAGUGGCCCUAUACCACAGAAUGGAGCUUUUGAGAACAGAGGGCCAACUGCUUUUUUAGGAAACCCUGGCCUAUGUGGCCCUCCAUUGAAGAACCCUUGUUCUUCUUCUGUUAAUGGAGCGUCUACGAAUCCAUUUUUACCUGAUAUUUACCCCCCUUCGGAAUUGGAAUCCAGCAAGGAUACUAGAAAAGGGCUUAGUAAAGGUGCAAUAGCUGCCAUUGUGGUGACUGAUAUUGUUGGUAUUGGAUUGAUAGCAUUGGUAUUCUUUUAUUGCUAUCAAAAAGCUAUUAAUAAAGAAGAGACCCGGAGCUCCCGUAAAGGAUCAAGGGAUCAAAAGGAGUGCCUAUGCUUUAGAAAUGAUGAAUCAGAUGCUAUUUCCGAGAGUAUUGAGCACCACGAUCUUGUGCCAUUGGAUAAGAAAUUGAGCUUUGAUUUGGAUGAGUUGUUAAAGGCUUCGGCUUUUGUUUUGGGAAAGAGCGGAAUCGGGAUUGCGUACAAGGUUGUGUUUGAAGAUGGGCUCACGUUAGCGGUGAGAAGAUUGGGUGAGGGAGGAUCACAGAGGUUUAAGGAGUUUCAAACUGAGGUUGAAGCAAUAGGGAAGGUUAAGCAUCAGAAUAUCGUUACUUUGAGAGCGUAUUAUUGGUCAAUUGAUGAGAAGCUGCUGAUUUAUGAUUAUAUUCCAAAUGGGAACCUUUCUGCUGCACUUCAUGGUACAGCAAGCAAUGAAGCAUUUCAACCUUUAUCCUGGGACUUGCGCCUAAAAAUCAUGAAAGGAAUAGCUAAAGGAUUAGCUUACUUACAUGAUGUCAGCCCGAAGAAGUACGUUCAUGGAGAUCUCAAACCCAACAAUAUCCUUCUCGGUCUAAACUUAGAGCCAUAUAUUUCGGACUUUGGUGUUGGUCGCCUUGCCAAUUUAGCUGGAGGAUCCCCAUUGCUCCAAUCAAAUAUCUCAAUGAGUCCAAUGAUCACUAUUUCAUCUAGUUACCAAGCUCCUGAAGCUUUGAAGACUCUAAAACCAUCUCAAAAAUGGGAUGUUUACUCUUAUGGAGUGAUUUUGUUAGAGUUGAUAUCUGGGCGUUCUCCAAUUGCGCUAAUGGAGAUGUCAGAGAUGGAUCUAGUUCAGUGGAUUCAGUUCUGUAUCGAAGAGAAGAAACCCCUUUCGGAGGUUCUCGACCCUCUUUUAUCAAAUGAGUUAAAUACUAAAGAUGAUGAGAUUAUUGCAGUACUUAAGAUAUCUUUAGCUUGCGUUCAAGCCAAUCCUGAGAGGAGACCAUCGAUGAAGAAUGUCAUCGAGACCUUGGAGAAGAUCAUUGAGGUAUGAGCAUUGAUCUUUUACUUGCAUUAGAGAGAAAAUGCAGUAGCUAUUGGUAGUAGGAUAUCUUGCUUUUAUCUGUUGUUGUGUCGUCUCAUUGUGCAGUUCUUCCUAAAGUUUGUGCUAUUUCUUCUAGCUUGUUCAUGUAGUAAUGUAUCUGAAUGAAUAAGCUAAUGGUUGAGCAACAUGUUUCGGGCUUAUUUCGUGUAAACCAUCAGAAAUAUGAUCAAAUCUACUUACCUAAAACCAGAAAGUAUGUACAUACCCUUCAAAACCUA
Messenger RNA from Asparagus officinalis (garden asparagus), 2510 nucleotides. Its product is annotated as receptor protein kinase-like protein ZAR1. The record is from RefSeq and is a predicted model, not a curated record. The transcript is spliced from 2 exons. The coding region runs from base 184 to 2241 and encodes 685 amino acids. Gene Ontology annotation, biological process: protein phosphorylation. Gene Ontology annotation, molecular function: ATP binding; protein kinase activity; protein binding. Lineage: Eukaryota; Viridiplantae; Streptophyta; Magnoliopsida; Asparagales; Asparagaceae.